UUUUUUUUUUUUUCUUCUCUUUUCAUAUUAUAGAAACAUGACUACUUACCCACUUGUUGAAAUUAAACCUGCCGCCGUACAAGAUGUACCACUUAUUCUCAACUUUAUUCGUCAAUUAGCCCAAUAUGAAAAGUUAGCACAUGAAGUAGUAGCUACUGAAGCACUUUUGGAACAACACUUAUUUGGACCACAACCCAAAGCUGAAGUGAUCCUUGCCUAUUGUCAAAGGACUCAAGACGAUGAUAAAGUACCUGUUGGUUUUGCUCUCUUCUUCCAUAACUUUAGUACAUUCUUGGGUCGUCCAGGACUCUAUUUGGAAGAUCUAUUUGUGAAUCCUGAUUACCGUGGUCUUGGUCUAGGCAAGAAACUAUUGAUUCAACUAGCUGUUAUUGCAAAGGAACGAGACUGUGGAAGAUAUGAAUGGGUAGUGUUGGAUUGGAAUACUCCAUCACGCAAGUUUUAUGAAAGUUUAGGUGCUGAAACUCAUGCAGAAUGGAUCAUUCAUCGUGUUGAAGGUCAGUCUUUAGAUAAUCUCGCCUCCAUGUAAUUUGAUAAUUUUAAUUAUUAUAGUGUAGAAUUAUUAUAUUUAUUAUUGUAUAGAAAUAAAUAAAAAAAAAUAACCAUUUUAUAUUA
Messenger RNA from Halteromyces radiatus, 633 nucleotides. Its product is annotated as acyl-CoA N-acyltransferase. The record is from RefSeq and is a predicted model, not a curated record. Bases 38 to 547 code for a protein of 169 amino acids. The transcript has a single exon. NCBI's taxonomy places the organism in Eukaryota, Fungi, Mucoromycota, Mucoromycetes, Mucorales, Cunninghamellaceae. Gene Ontology annotation, molecular function: N-acetyltransferase activity.